Molecule: messenger RNA, 4431 nt
Organism: Salvia miltiorrhiza (redroot sage)
Lineage: Eukaryota; Viridiplantae; Streptophyta; Magnoliopsida; Lamiales; Lamiaceae
Exons: 5
Coding region: 1-4431 (1476 amino acids)
Molecular function (GO): nucleic acid binding; RNA-DNA hybrid ribonuclease activity
Source: RefSeq, a predicted model, not a curated record
AUGAAUGUGCUUGCUUGGAAUGUCCGGGGUCUGACGGACGAAUCUAAGCGCCUCCUUUGGGAGCAUUGUCGUACUUUCUCUCCGAUUAUUGUUGGUAUUAUUGAGCCGAAGUCGAGCUUUAGAAAUACUAAUUCCAGCUUUUGGUCUUCUCUUAAUUUAGUUCCUGCUUUUCAGAAUGAGCGGCAUGACAGGUGUUCGAACAUUUGGAUUUUACAUCACCCUGAUCUGGUUUUCAGAUUGGUGUUUUCUUCAGAGCAGACGGUUAUUGCGGAUUGCCAUUGGAACUCUUUUGAUUUCCGUGUGGCGAUUGUUCACGGUGCCUCUACUCAUGUUGAAAGGAGAUCCUUGUGGGCUGAUCUUAUUGAUUUUAUUGCUGACAAUAUGGUGAUUUUAGGGGAUUUUAAUGCUGUUAAAGGAGCUCACGAGAGGAUUAGCAGCUGUAUGCCUAGUCAGACUUCUUGCAGAGAGUUCUGUGACUUUAUUGAUGACACUGGUUUUAUUGAGUCGUCUACUUCUGGUCUUCGGUUCACGUGGUCAGGACGUCGUUUUAUGCCUCGACAUGUGGAGUCUUUUCUUGAUCGUGCUUUAUACUCUGAGUUGUUCUCCUCUUUGUGGCACUCAGUUCAUACUUUGAACUUGGCUAGGGUAACUUCUGAUCAUUCUCCGAUUAUUUUUCAGUGCAGUUUACCGCCCCAAACCAGACAUAGGUUUUUCAGAUUUUUAAACAUGUGGGCGAUGCAUCCGACUUUUCAUGCUUUAGUGGAUGGUUCUUGGAGCCAAGAAACUGGGGUUCUGUGUCCGAUUUAUAAGGUUAUGUUUAAGCUUAAACGGCUUAAGAAGAAGCUGAAAAAUUGGAAUAAGAACGUUUUUGGCAACGUUGAUGCUUUGGUGGAUGAAACUCAGAGAGAGUUGAUGGAUAUUCAGAUGAGAAUUUCUCUUCAGGGCUAUACGGAUGAGUUGUUUAAAAAGGAGGUUCAAGCUCAGGAUAAAAUUAAUGUUGCUCUGACUCGUAAAAGCUGCUUGCUCCAGCAAAAAAGCCGCGUCUCGUGGCUUAAGGAUGGGGACAUGAAUACUGCCUUUUUUCAUGCUACGCUUCGCUAUAAGCAUAAACCUAGGGUGAUUUCGCAGCUUAUGAUUGAUGGGACCAGAGAAUCAAACCAGGACAGGAUAGGUGAGCAUAUUGUUGAUUACUUCACCACUCUCUUUACUGAGGAUAGUGGCUCUGAUGUUGGUAUUGAGGCGAUUGAGGCUGUUAUUGACCCUGUUAUUUCUGAUGAACAUAAUGCGGUCCUUUCGGCUAUUCCUUCGGACGAGGAGAUUACUGUUGCGGUUUUUAGCAUGGAUAGUGAUAGCUCGCCUGGACCUGAUGGUUUCUCUGGGAAGUUUUUUCAGGUUGGAUGGGAGAUUAUUAAGCAUGAUAUUUGGGCUGCAGUUCAUGCUUUUUUUCUGAAGUCUUACCUUCCGUCGGGAUGCAAUUCCAGCACUCUCAUUCUUAUUCCGAAGAAAGAGAAUGUCAUUUCCGUUUCUGACCUUAGGCCGAUUGUUCUUUCCAAUUUUCUGUUUAAGAUUAUCUCGAAAGUGUUGGCUUCGAGGCUCAGCAGGAUUGCGGAUUUCUAUGUUUCUCAGAAUCAAUUUGGGUUUAUCAGUGGCCGCUCCAUUCACGAUUGCAUUCUGAUGGGAUCUGAAGGUUUUAAUUGUAUGAAGCGUACGGGCAGAGGACAGAAUAUGGCUUGCAAAAUUGACAUCCGCAAAGCUUUUGAUACUCUUCGUUGGGGUUUUCUGAUGAAUGUCCUUAAGGUUAUGGGUUUUGAUGUGAGAUUUAUUGAUUGGAUCGGGAUCAUUCUUACCUCUGCCCGGCUUUCCAUUCUUUAUAAUGGGAAGCUUUACGGGUAUUUUGGUUGUUCGCGUGGGGUGAGGCAGGGGGACCCUCUAUCUCCUAUCCUCUUUGGGAUUGCUGAGGAUGUUCUGAGUGCUCUCUUUCGUAACUGUGUUACUUCUGGUCAUCUUACUCCUAUGACUAUGACUCGGUCACAGUUUUUUCCGACGCACCUCCUUUAUGCUGAUGAUAUUUUGGUUUUCUGUAAGGCCUCUGUUCGGAAUGCGAAGACGAUCAAGAAAAUUCUGGAUUACUAUAGUUGGAUUUCUGGGCAAACUUGUAGCAGUGAGAAGUCUCAUAUUUAUUUCUCUGCUAAAGUUCAUGCUGUGACGAAGCGUUCAAUCCUGAGAGAUUUGAAUUUUGUGAAUGGUGUGACCCCCUUCACUUAUUUGGGGGUUCCGAUCUUUGAUGGGCGUGUCCGUGCUUCAUACUUCAGGCCGAUUCAUGAUCGGAUUCUUGCCAAGUUUUCUAGAUGGCGUGGGCGGCUUCUUUCUAUGGCGGGUCGUCUGUGUCUGGUUAAGUCGGUGAUUCAGAGUUCGAUCACACACUCUAUGAUGGUGUACAAAUGGCCGAGAUCUUUGCUGAAAGAUUUGGAUGAUAAGUGCCGCAAUUUCAUUUGGACGGGUGAUGUUAGAAAGACGCCUUCUUGUUCGGUGAGCUGGAGCCGUGUUUGUGCCAUUAAGGAGGAGGGGGGCUUGAUGGCGUGGAAGAUUAUCUGUGGCAAGGGUUUCGGCUUUUCUAUUUUACAUGACCGAUACUUGGACACUUUCAGCCAAGUGAGAUGUGAUUCGAUCUCUUCGUCUGUUUGGCUUGGUCUCAAGGAUGAGGUGAGUGAUUUGGUGGAGAAUUCCUACAGCUUUAUUGGUGACGGCACGACCACGAAUUUCUGGUGUGAUGACUGGCUGGGUUACAAAAUUUCUGAGAAAUGCAGGGUUCCUCUUUAUGUUCUUGAUUUGCUAGAACAUUCUGUUGCUGAUUAUUUCUAUGAUGGGGUGUGGCAUUUCACCCAAGACUUUAUUAAUGCUUUCCCCGAGAUUGUUGGUGAUAUUUUGGUGCUUCCUAUUGGCGAGGGGUCUGACACUCGUUACUGGAAGCCCUCUCUGCAUGGCACAGUCACUGCUGCUCUUGCUUUUGCUAAUCACUGCCAUCGUUUCCCUCGUGUUUGCUGGGGAUCUUGGAUUUGGAAGCCUUAUAUUCCGGUUAGGCGUUCUUUAGUCUGCUGGCGGGUUCUUCAUGAUCGUCUUCCUACCUACGAUCGCUUGAUUAGAUAUGGUAUGAUCAUGCCCAAUCAUUGUGUCUUUUGUUUCUCCUCGGGAGAAACUAUGGAUCAUGUUUUAUGGUCUUGCGGACGUGUUAGACCGAUUUGGAUUGAGUUCCUGAGUUGGUUUCAGCUAUCUGAGGCUGCUAAUGCUGCUGAUAUGCAUAGCUUCUUGGUUAUGACCUGGGGUUACAAGUUCAGUUCUCAGCUGGACAGUUUUUGGCGAGCUGGCAUCAUCGCUAUUUUAUGGGCGAUUUGGACUCAGAGGAACUCUUGCAUCUUUGAUAACAAAUGUUUUGACCGAAGGCGGAUCACCCAUUUUGUCAAAGUUGCUUUUAAAGAGAUGGAGAAUAACUUUAAUCUUGGUCAUAUGAACAACUCUUGGAAAGAUUAUACUAUUCUCAGAUCGCUUGGCGUUGCUACUCGUGCUGCCCCUCCACCGGAUUUCAUCGAUGUGCAUUGGUGGCCUCCGGUGCCUCCUUGGAUUAAAGUUAACACGGAUGGUUCUGCAAUGGGAGCUCCUGGUAAUAUUGCGGCUGGUGGUGUCUUCCGUGAUAACUUUAAUUGGGUUCGUGGUUGUUUUCAUUAUAAGGGUGGCGUUGGAUUUGCCUUUGAAGCGGAGCUUCUUGCGGUUAUUAAAGCCAUUCUUAUUGCUCAUGAUCGGGGCUGGCUUCAUUUAUGGGUCGAAUCCGAUUCUACGUACAUUGUUCAUCUGCUUGAUGAGCGCUCUACCGCUGUGCCUUGGCGCUUCAUUGCUCUUUGGAAUAAGGUUCUUCGUCUCCUUCCUGAUUUCACUCUUCAGAUUUCUCACAUUUAUCGGGAGGGAAACAAAGUUGCUGAUAUUAUGGCAAACUAUAGUAGAGACGAAGGCUGGUGGCCUUAUGCUAUUGAGGAGAUUAAGGAUGAUGUGCAACUUGAUAUGGCUACUCACAGUCAUACUCUUUUCUGGUGCGCUAGAAACUGGGUCAUAUGGAGUCGAAUUCCGUUGGUUGCGUCGUGGCAUUGUUUUCGCCAGCGACAGGAGUUUUCAGGCAAGAUCUUUGGUUUGGUCUUUGCUUCCACCGUUUCCUUCGUUGAUGAUGGUGGAGCUGCCUUUUGGGGAAUGAGCCAGGUCUGCUUCAGGACGAUGGUUAGGCCGGAGUUCUGGAAGCGGUCCCAUCUCCGCUCUUUUCCUCGUGCUGGUUUCUGUCUUAGACGGGAACAAGAAAUCCGCAGCCGUGGUAUAUUCGAGCAGCUGCAGGCGGAGUGGUACGAGGUCCCCAACCCUCCCACAAAUGAUGCCCAAUUCUACCAUUAA